This is a messenger RNA of Branchiostoma belcheri (Belcher's lancelet), 1100 nucleotides long. RefSeq lists its product as uncharacterized. Lineage: Eukaryota; Metazoa; Chordata; Leptocardii; Amphioxiformes; Branchiostomatidae. The transcript has 5 exons. The coding region runs from base 103 to 567 and encodes 154 amino acids. The record is from RefSeq and is a predicted model, not a curated record.
UUAGAACAGAGUUGUUCAACCACAUUCUUACAGGUAGUCUUCAAGGUAGCUGACACGGCUUUUUUGUGUUCCCGAGAAGUCUACGUGGCAACUUAACGAGCCAUGGCUCUUAUGGUGGUGUUUGGAGUCGUUCUUUUGUUGGGGGCCACGAUGGGGGUAGAUGGCGCCAGGCUGGCCUCCAAACAGGACCCGAAAACCAUCGAAGAACUCUGGGAAGCCGAAAAUUCUAUGGAUCUCGCGGUGAAUGAACAGUCUCGCAGAGAGGAAUUCGGCCGUCUCUCCGCUGAGUCCUGUGAGGACGACUCCAAAGGCAUCCCGCUGUGCCGGGAGUGUUCGUUCUUACGUGAGCUGCCGGCAGACUACUCUCCUCGAUACCUAGUGGAGCGGAAAUGCCAGGGCCAGGACUGUUUAAUGCAUGAAGGGAAGUGUCUGCAGCAGUAUAUGUCUGUCGAGGUCCGCAACAUUGCCCCGGACAGGGAGGGUGAGACCAUCUUAGUGCGGAUCGCUGCAGGCUGCAGGUGCCUUCUCAACGAAAACUCAAUCUUGAAAGACUAUUUCAUUCGCUAGGCGCAGUACCCUCGUCAUAGUGUCAGGGCAGCAAAUCGGAAUCAAAGCUAGCAACGUAACCGAUAGCACAGGUUAAAGAUCUACAUAUUGUCCAUAUCUAAAGUAAAGUACUUUUUUAAUCAGUAUAAUUAGAAUAAACAGUAAUUGUUUGUAUGACAAUGUUCUUUAUUCGCAAGCAAAAGAGUUUUACAAGUCGACAUUUUGUCGACCUCCUGUCAACUACCUAGGGGUAACUACCGAUCUGUUAUACUACGCACUUCAGCUAGGUGUCGCUUACGCACUGUAUACGGUCCCAUGUGUAUUGCCACAUUCAUCUUGCAGACAUGUAAAGAUAUUGUGAAACAAACAGCUGUUUAUGGUGUUUUCGCCUGUCUCUUUACAGUCAGGGGUGGUGAUUAGAUAUAAGUUUUCUGACCUAUAUCAUGGUGAAUAUAUGGAAGUAUUUCUUUGAUUGUUUAGGUUUACUGUGGAAUUCGUAUCAUGAUAUCCUUAAAAUUACCUUAGGUGAAAAUAAACUGACGUUUGCUGCCCUU